Molecule: messenger RNA, 531 nt
Organism: Saitoella complicata NRRL Y-17804
Lineage: Eukaryota; Fungi; Ascomycota; Saitoellomycetes; Saitoellales; Saitoellaceae
Exons: 3
Coding region: 1-531 (176 amino acids)
Source: RefSeq, a predicted model, not a curated record
AUGGCUCCAGGCGCACUCGAACGUCGCAUCUCCUCCGAAUCCAAGCUCUCUCCCCUCGACCGAGCCGAAAUGGCACUCGUCGACGCCCACGGUGCUCCAGACGUCUACGUCAACGGCAAAACCGAUACAUGCUGGCAUCCCUGGGUCGGGGACCUCCUCGUCAAGCCCCUCCGUUAUGAACCCAAGUCUGGAGAUUUCGUGAUUGUUUUGCGUGCACCCAACGAUACCGUCUUGGGGAAGCAUAGGCAUAGGGGGGUGGUUACCGCUACGACGCUCAAGGGGAAGUGGAAUUAUUUUGAGUAUGAUUGGGUUGCGCAACCUGGGGAUUAUGUCGUGGAGAACCCGGGUACUAUUCACACGCUUCACAUGUACGAGGAUACUGAGGUGUUGUUCACCGUGAGCGGAUCCAUCGAGUUCUUCAAUGAUGACGACACCUUGAGGAACACCAUGGAUUUGUUCAGCUUCAUGCACCUAUACAAGAUCCACUGUGAGAAGACCGGGCAGAAGUUCAACACCGAUCUCGUCUACUGA